GGGACGACUCGGAUCAAACGGGGACUCCGACUCUCUCCUCCUCCUCCUCCCUCUUUUUAAUUCAGAUCGUCAGUGCGGAGUCCGAUUCGGCCUCUCUCUCUCUCUCUCUCUAGAGAACAAUCAAGCGACGACCUCGAUCGAUUUGUCGAUCUCCGGCGAAACAGGUCUUCAGCACCGCCAUGGCGAGGCCCUCGAGGCAGCAGGCGUCGUCCGAUGAGGGCCUGUCCGACGGGUACGAGGAGGAGGAGCAGCAGCAGCUCAACGAGCCGGUCAACGAGGAGGACGAGGAGGAGCUCGAGGCCGUCGCCCGCUCCGCCAGCUCCGCCGACGCCGACGAGAAUGGCGAGGCCGAGGAGGAGGAGGACGAUGAGGUUCCAUGUUUGCCUGCGCCGCUUUUUUAUUACUGGAUUAGUUGGAAUUUUUUGGCGCCGGAUCUCUUGCUUGCUCUCUAGGGUUUUGCGGGGGUCGGUGCGGUUAUAGGUCUCUCUGGUGUUUUGCGCUAGGAAGUGGAUGGGUGCUUCGUGUUUGAAUGCA
This is a messenger RNA of Rhodamnia argentea, 534 nucleotides long. RefSeq names its product ISWI chromatin-remodeling complex ATPase CHR17-like. NCBI's taxonomy places the organism in Eukaryota, Viridiplantae, Streptophyta, Magnoliopsida, Myrtales, Myrtaceae. The transcript is spliced from 2 exons. The record is from RefSeq and is a predicted model, not a curated record. Bases 180 to 452 code for a protein of 90 amino acids.